Messenger RNA from Suillus clintonianus, 2361 nucleotides. RefSeq lists its product as uncharacterized. Gene Ontology annotation, molecular function: GTPase activator activity. Gene Ontology annotation, cellular component: cytoplasm. The transcript has 12 exons. Bases 157 to 2115 code for a protein of 652 amino acids. The record is from RefSeq and is a predicted model, not a curated record. Gene Ontology annotation, biological process: small GTPase-mediated signal transduction. Lineage: Eukaryota; Fungi; Basidiomycota; Agaricomycetes; Boletales; Suillaceae.
UACAACGUUUCACCAUCGUUGGACAGAACUUUGUCAACACACAACACACGCCAGCCUCGUUGGCAAAAGUCAGCUCAGCUGCGGUCUAAGUUUCGACUUCUUCUCUGUACCAUUUCGACCUGUAACAACCUGUAACAACUUGAACGUUUCCUCAAGAUGCCGCCCAGCUUGAAGCAGAGACUUGCUGCUCUUUCACUUGCGCCAUCUUCUCCAACAUCUCCUCUGGGAUCAUUCGAUUCAGGUCCUCAUUCUCUGCUCAAUCGAAGAAAAAUAUUCAAUCCUCCAUGGAAGCGAACCCCGGGCGCUACGGGAGAUGAGCCCGACGCAAGGGAUAAAGUGCAGGAGGUUAUGGGCAAGGUGAUUUUCCAAGCCGGUGUCGAUUUCGAGACUCGGCCUAUGGUCAUUAUCAGUGCCUCAGCAUUACCUGAUCCACAAGAGGUCUCCUAUGAUCUACUGUUGCAGCGAAUUUUGUCAUACCUUGAUCUCUUUGUUGAAUCCGAUUACACUGUGGUAUUCUUCGCAGCAGGUGGUCGCUACGCUCCCCACUGGAACUGGGUUUGGAAGGCAUAUCGAAGUCUGAGUAGGAAGUACCGCAAGAACUUGAAGCGGCUGCUUAUUGUACACUCUUCUUUUUUCUCGAAAAUGCUUUUCUCGUUGGCAGGUGCUGUCGUCAGCCCAAAAUUCUUUCGCAAAAUAGUCUACGUCGACACUCUGUCGGACCUGGCGACUCAGGUUCCAUUGACUCAAAUUGACAUUCCACCUGCGGUGUACAAAGAGAAUAUGAAACAGGAGCAGCACAUUGUACUACCGACUCCUGUUCGCUCUAGCGUCUUUGGUGUGCCCUUAGAAGAACUCAUGGGUCACGAUGGCGAAAAGGGUAGCAUUCCGCGGGUUCUGAAAGAUGCUAUCCAGGACCUUCUGACCUCUGGACUGAACGAGGAAGGGAUUUUCAGGCGAUCACCGAGUUCCGCGUUGCUCAAACAGGUUCAAGAGGCCUACGACAGAGGCCAAGUCGUUUCCCUCCAAAGCUUCAAUGACCCCCAUCUUGCAGCUGUGCUAUUGAAGAAGUAUCUCCGCGACCUUCCCGACCCCCCAUUCCCAGACUCUCUGUAUCCCGACAUACGUCGAUGCCCGACGCCAUCGAAUGACCCGGCCGAUAUCGCUGCUACAACAUAUAUUCGCGACACACUCCUGCCACAGCUUAUGCCAUGCAUGUAUAUCUUAUUGAGCAACAUUCUUUACGUGCUGCACGAAGUUUCUCUACGAUCAAGUGUGAAUCGCAUGGAUGCACACAAUCUUGCUAUUGUCGUCUGUCCCAACCUAGUCAAAAGCGCGGACCCGAUGCAAGAUGUACUCAUAUGUUCAAUACCAAGUGGACCAUCAAUGUCCAGUUCAUCCUCCACUACUGCAACGCCCACGCCCACGCCGGCCGCACCAACGCCUCCCACCGAGACUCCAGAUGGCGGUACUACUCUGGGAUCUAUCAUCAAGCUCUGUAUCCAGCGCUAUUAUGAAAUAUUUGACGAGGUCCAUGAUCGCGCAGAGGCAGUGCCCCCGUCCACUCGAAGGUCACCUUCCCCACCAUCAUCGGAGGGUUCAUCAGGCUCACAGCCCAAACAGGCACGACCAUUGAGUUUACGGAGCGAUGACGAAGAAAUUGAUGAUGCGAUGUUGGUCAUGCCGAUUGGGCCUAGUGGGUCGGGGAUUUCCACGAACGAGAAUCUGGCCAGCGUAUGGGCUGGUGGUGGUGCAGAUGCAGAUGCAAGUGCAAAUGCAAAUGCCUUCCCAUACCAGCCGCGGCGGCGAAAGUUUCCUGCAAGUGGGGCCAGGAAUGGAAGUCGGGGUAAUGGAAGUGGGGUAGGCUCUGUUAAUGAUGAUAGCCACAAUGGUGUGGGGAGCCGCCAUCGAAGCCCAGCGCGUUCGUCCAUCAGCAUAGAACAUCCGGGGAGUGUGUUUGGUUCUGGGAGGGGUUCGAUAUCCAUUGGUCGUGGGACGCUUCGCAAGGCCAGUGGUUCGGGGGUAGAAGCAAUGGGAAUCACUGCUGGCGGGUUUUUCACUUCACCGAGCGAUGCACCUCCUGUACCGACACCGAGAAAACGUCGAGCAUGGGUAUAAAGACCGAUGCUUGAUAGAGGUUUUGGACUUUAACUAUAUUUUCGCUAUCUGUUAUCUAUUCACCGGCUCCGCUCAUGAAUCUGAGCCGGAAGACUGCUGGUUCUCAAGUCUAACCCAUCUCAUGCUUAUAUCUACAUGUGUACUACGAUAGUCUUGUAACUUCGAUCUGUACUGAUGGAUUAAGAUUUCACACUUCCAGAUAUCACUCUGUCUAUGAGCGUCAGUCCAAGUGUUUGACAAGUAUGA